This is a messenger RNA of Aspergillus calidoustus, 1776 nucleotides long. The record is from the annotation of a GenBank genome assembly. NCBI's taxonomy places the organism in Eukaryota, Fungi, Ascomycota, Eurotiomycetes, Eurotiales, Aspergillaceae.
AUGGCUGCACCGCCAGGCGCAACAGGUGUACCAGCACCACCACCACCACCACCGGCUGGCAUCUACCAGUUCGUCGACCCCCUAAACCCCUGGCGCCAUUUUGCAGACCUUAUGCUAGACACCUUGUCGGAGAGAGAGAUCGCCGACGUGCUAAAGCAGCACCCCACAUUCGCAGGCUACGUCGUUGUCGUGUACGGACGCAGGCGCUGGAGCAACGACGGCUGGCUAUGUCUGCGAAACACGCAGGAAACAGAGACAUGGCACCGCGAGCGAGAUCGCGAGGAUCAACUAAAGCUGCAGCUGUGGGAGCUCGCUGAACAACGACGACCGCUCCUCGGGACCGCAGCUGCGGCCCCCUUCACCCAGAAGCUCCUCUGGGUGCAGAUUGAGCUCGAGAAUAUCAAGCGGCAGUUCCUGCUCCGGACGCUGCGGGGCGUUGUCGCGAACCAGAUGGCGUAUAGCGGGCUCGCCGACCUCGCGCAACCAACCCCACUACAGCUGCAGUAUAUCGCCUGGCGCGCGUAUAUCUUGCAGGAUCUGGCUGCGCGUAUCCGCGACUGCGACGGUGAGCUUCGAGACCUGUUCCUGAGGCUUGUAGCCACAGGACCAAACCCCGCAAGGCCCAAUCGUCCGGUCCGGCUCACAGCGCGGAACCUUCCAGGCUUCUACCCCUCAGUCCGAGCAACAACCAAUCUUCGGCGCUACCCUUGCCUGAUCGACAAGCUCGUCGAGCGCGACUGCGUCGACGCCCUGCGCUUCCUCCGCUGGCUCGGUGUCUUCACACCCGUCUCCUACACCCGGCAGGGCCACACCAUGCUGCACGAGGCACUCGCGAGAGAAAGGCGGCUGGCCACCCGUUACCUCAUCCAGUCGUACAUGCCGAUCGAGAUCUGGAGACGGCCUUACGGCACCCUCUGCCUGCAGCAGAAUCAGGCCACGCCCAGCGACCUCGAGUACCUCGUGCAACAUGAGCGCUUCGCGGAAUUCAAGCGCAUCUGGCAGCGCAUCUACCCGGUCUUUGCAACCCUCCCGCCCGCACAGCAGCCGCUUGGGGUGGAGAUUUUCCGAACGGGAAAUCUGCACGACAUCCUCGCCACAUGGGCGAACCGGGCCUUCGCCGAGGAGCUCGCGGCGCCGCCGCUGAAUCUCGACCUUGGGGCAAUCGUGCCGUGGGCACACAACCACCGGAUUGCGAUCCAGGGCGGGACGGUGUGGCAUCUCGCGGUGCUCAACGACAAUACCGAUUUCCUGGACUUUGUCUGGCGGGUUCCCGCGAAUAAGGCUACAAUCGAACUUGACAACCAAACGGGCCCACCCUACCGUACGCCGCUGGAGCUGGCGAUCCAGCACGACCAGAGGGACCAAGCGGCGCGACUCAUCCAGUACGGCGCCACCGUCACUCGAACGCACAUAGAAGACAUAAACAAAGGUCUCCCAACGACGCAGGACCGUCUGUGGCAGACGCUCUUGCACUCAACGAGCACCGAUCUUCGCGUUGGAGCGGGGACGAUCGAGGGCGGGUGGCUGCACGACAUUGUCAACGGAUUGAACGACCACAUCACGCGGAUCAACCAGGAUCCGGACCUGGCGCGGGCGCAGAAGACGAAGGAGAAGAGGUUGUAUGUCGGGCGCGCAAAGUCGUUGAUUCAGAAAAUCACCGCGGGGACCCUGUAUUCGAUGCCGGUUGAUAGAAACAUGCAGGAUGCGGCGGGGUUGACGGCGCGGGCGCUUGCGGAGCAGUUUGCAUUGUCGAUGACUGUUAUUAAUGUGUUGUGA